Naumovozyma dairenensis CBS 421 is the source of this 1341-nucleotide messenger RNA. It is a transcript of the gene TUF1, whose product is annotated as translation elongation factor Tu. The record is from RefSeq and is a predicted model, not a curated record. Lineage: Eukaryota; Fungi; Ascomycota; Saccharomycetes; Saccharomycetales; Saccharomycetaceae. Gene Ontology annotation, molecular function: translation elongation factor activity; GTP binding; GTPase activity. The coding region runs from base 1 to 1341 and encodes 446 amino acids. The transcript has a single exon. Gene Ontology annotation, cellular component: mitochondrion. Gene Ontology annotation, biological process: mitochondrial translational elongation.
AUGUCUUUACCGCUUCUCUUGUUCUCAAAACAAGCAAUAAGACAAACAACUUCAAAAUUCAUACCACUAGCGAUAAAAUCAUCCUACACCACUAAUGUUUCCACCACCUUAAGAAGAUCCCUAGCCACAGCAACCACAUUCGACCGUACAAAACCACACGUCAACAUAGGUACAAUCGGCCACGUCGAUCACGGUAAAACAACCCUAACAGCAGCAAUCACAAAGACACUAUCCCAACAUAGUGCAGAAGGUACUAAGGCCAGCUUUCUAGACUAUUCGUCUAUCGACAAAGCCCCCGAGGAAAGAGCUCGUGGUAUCACGAUCUCCACUGCUCACGUCGAAUAUGAAACUGCAAAGAGACAUUACUCUCAUGUGGAUUGUCCAGGUCACGCAGAUUACAUCAAGAAUAUGAUCACUGGUGCUGCUCAAAUGGAUGGUGCCAUCAUUGUCGUUGCUGCCACUGAUGGUCAAAUGCCUCAAACUAGAGAACAUUUACUUUUAGCUAGACAAGUUGGGGUACAACAUAUUGUGGUGUUCGUUAAUAAAGUGGAUACUAUUGAUGAUCCUGAAAUGUUGGAAUUGGUUGAGAUGGAAAUGAGAGAAUUGUUGAAUGAAUAUGGGUUUGAUGGAGAUAAUGCUCCUAUUAUUAUGGGAUCUGCUUUGUGUGCAUUGGAGGGUCGUCAACCGGAAAUUGGAGAGAAGGCAAUUUUGAAAUUGUUGGAUGCUGUUGAUGAAUAUAUUCCUACUCCUCAAAGAGAUUUGGUUAAACCUUUCUUGUUACCUAUUGAAGAUAUCUUUUCCAUCUCAGGUAGAGGUACCGUGGUUACUGGUCGUGUUGAAAGAGGUGAAUUGAAAAGAGGUGAAGAAUUGGAAAUUGUGGGUCAUAAUAAAGUCCCAUUGAAGACUACAGUUACUGGUAUUGAAAUGUUUAGAAAGGAAUUAGAUGAAGCUAUGGCUGGUGAUAAUGCAGGUAUCUUAUUAAGAGGUAUAAGAAGAGAUCAAUUGAAAAGAGGUAUGGUUUUAGCUAAACCCGGUACAGUUAAGGCUCAUACUAAAAUCUUAGCAUCAAUGUAUAUUUUAUCUAAGGAAGAAGGUGGUAGACACUCUGGAUUUGGUGAAAAUUAUAGACCACAAAUGUUUAUUAGAACUGCUGACGUUACUGCAGUGAUGAAAUUCCCACCUGAAGUUGAAGAUCAUUCAAAACAAGUUAUGCCAGGUGAUAAUGUUGAAAUGGAAUGUGAAUUAGUUCAUCCAACUCCAGUUGAAGUGGGCCAACGUUUUAACAUUAGAGAAGGUGGUAAAACUGUCGGAACAGGUCUUGUCACAAGAAUCAUUGAAUAG